AUGACAAUCAUACCGUGGUCCAAGGGUAAACAAGUCGUCGGAGAGAACUCCGGCGCCGGAAAGAGAAAGCGCGUCAACCAUGCCGACAAGACCAGCAGUAGUAGUGGCGCCGCCAAGAAGAGGAAGAACAGUGGCGGCGUCCUUCAGUUCGUUGAGGACGCUGCGUACGAGGUUGACGAGGACGAGGAUACCGACGAUGACUCCCUUUCUGAUGAAGACUUCCAGGAAGAUGAAUUUACAGCACUGGUUAAAUUCGAGGAUAAACCUGGAAAAGCCCAUUACUUUCCGUUUGGGUAUGACGAAGGGGAGCUUAGUGGGGAAGAACUAGAAAAACUGGUGGAAGAGCGUUAUAAGCCGAGCUCCAGUUUUCUUACCUAUGCAGAAGGUGAAUAUGAGCCUAGAAGGUUGGAUGCAGGACUUGCAGUUGUAACAUAUGAGCCUGGAGGAUUGGUUGCAGAUGCAAUUGCUCCUUCUUCUGAGGAUCCAACCAUCUGGAAAGUCAAAUGCGCGGUUGGACGUGAGAGGCUUUCAGCUUUCUGCCUAAUGCAGAAGUAUGUGGACUUUCAGUCUCUGGGAACUAAGCUAAAUAUAAUCUCUGCAUUUUUUGUUGAGCGUGUGAGAGGCUUUAUCUAUAUUGAAGCAGAAAGGGAAUUUGAUAUUGUUGAGGCAUGCAAAGGGAUUUUUAGUGUAUAUUCGAGCUGCGCAACACCUGUCCCAAAGAAUAAAGUUUCUCGUUUGCUCUCCAUGCAAAGCAAAUGCAACGAUGUUUCAGUGGGCUCGUGGGUCCGUAUGAAGAAUGGGAAAUACAAGGGAGAUCUAGCAGAGGUUAUAGCUGUGAAUGAGGCACGGGAAAAAGCUACCGUAAGGCUGAUCCCCAGAAUUGAUCUACGAGCAGUGGCUAGAAAAUUUGGUGGAGGAAUUGCUUCCAAGAAGUCUGCCACUCCAGCACCAAGAUUGAUCAACUCCACUGAACUCGAGGAAUUCCGGCCUCUCAUUCAGUAUAUACGUGACCGUGAUACCGGCCAAUUUUUUGAGGUUCUUGAUGGAAUGAAGCUCAAAGAUGGUUAUUUGUACAAAAAAGUAUCAAUCAGCUCGUUAAUGUUCUGGGGUUUAAUGCCUUUUGAAGAGGAGCUCCUCAAGUUUAAGCCUAAUAAGAAAGAGGACUCUGAUUGUCAAGAGUGGCUCAGUGAACUUUAUGGUGAGCAAGAGGAGAAGCGCAUUAUCAAGAGUCAAAUUGGUGGCUCAAAAGGAGAGAGGUCGUCAACAUGUACUUUUGAAGUGCAUGAUCCUGUGUUAUUUAAUCGGAAGGAUUUUGGAGUUAUUGUAGGCACAGUGGAAGAUGAUAGUUUCAAGAUUUUAAAAGAGGGUUCAGAAGGACUGGAUGUGGUGACUGUAAACCAAAAGCACUUAAAGAAAGGGUCAUUUGCUAAGAAAUUCACUACAUUAGAUCGUUGCUUGAAGACAAUAUCGAUUAAUGAUACUGUCAGGGUUUCAGAAGGUCCAUUACAGGGUCGGCAAGGGAUUGUUAAGCAAAUAUUUAGAGGAACAAUCUUCUUAUACGAUGAAAUUGAACUUGAAAACAGCGGUUAUAUCUGCUGUAAAUCUCAGAUAUGUGAGAAAAUUGAAACGGGCGAUGAUGCUUGUAAUGAAAAGGGUGAUGAAUCAAGUUCCGCAAUGGUUAGCGGUUUCUUGUUAUCAUCUAAAUCUCCUCUAUCAUCUAAGAAACCUGUGCAAACAAGGGGAAAUACCAGCAACUCCAACCGAGAAAGUAAAGGUGGAAAUUUCUCCAUUGGUCAAUCAUUGAGAAUUAAAGUGGGUCCUAUGAAGGGAUACCUGUGCCGCGUCUUGGCCGUUUAUCUUUCUGAUAUCACCGUGAAGCUUGAUUCUCAUCGUGAAAUUCUUAGAGUUAAAUGUGAGCAUCUUUCCCAGGUUCAUGGAGAGAGUUCUGCUGUUUCCUUGGGUGAGGCUGCGGAGCCUGUGCAACCAAUUGGUCUGCUUGGAAUGAAAGACUCUUCUCGAGGUAGGAAACUUUGGUAGAUCACCUAGUGAGGGAUAGUAUCUUUGUCAAAUUUGGACUCAUGUUUUCCCAUACUGAUCCUUUGUCUUUUUAAAAACUCCUGAAAGCUCACGAUAGAUUGAAUGCUUUAUUUGUAACUUGGUACUAGGUUGUUUAGGAAUAUAUGCCGUAUUGUAUACCAAGUUUCUGUGCAAAUAGUUUGCCUCUCCACGUAUGGAUCUUUUUGAGUUGAAGGAUAUUUUACAUUACAAUAAUUAACAUACAGUCGCAUAUCUUGAAUCAAGAGUGGCAACGGUAUCACAGGGAAAAAGAUGUGGUGCUAGAGCACUGUCUCCUCAAAGAAAGUCUUGGCCUGCUUUCCCAUCUUCAGGCUUAUCACUUCAGUGCAAAACCUAUUUUGCAAAUACCCGUAACUCAGUCAAUAAUGAUGCCAACAAAGCUGCAGGAAAUCGUAGCUGUAAAGAAAGUUUUAGUGGAACCAAAAUAGCUUGGAACUGUUCACUCACAGAACCGAAGAAUCAAACUGGGGGGCCUUCUUGGAGUAAGCAAACACAUUUGAAUAAACGAGUUCAGAC
Molecule: messenger RNA, 2592 nt
Organism: Rhododendron vialii
Lineage: Eukaryota; Viridiplantae; Streptophyta; Magnoliopsida; Ericales; Ericaceae
Product: protein RNA-directed DNA methylation 3-like
Exons: 17
Coding region: 1-2037 (678 amino acids)
Biological process (GO): transcription elongation by RNA polymerase II; regulation of transcription by RNA polymerase II; regulation of DNA-templated transcription elongation
Cellular component (GO): DSIF complex
Molecular function (GO): mRNA binding
Source: RefSeq, a predicted model, not a curated record